AUGGGGAAGCGCAAUUUCGCAGACUUCUCCGAAUCGCCAUACACACCACACGACCGGAGCCAAUCUUUGCAAGUAACCCGACUAUUCCAGAAAUUCGAAUAUGGCGUGAUGACGCUAUCCAAAGCGCUCAAGGUAGCGCGGGGCUUCGAGCGCCAGAAGCUCGGACGGAGGGAGAAGACGGCGCAGAAGGAAGAGGGUGAGAAGAAAGAGGGGACGUUGAGUCGGAUUGCGGAGGAGAUUCAGGUUGUUAAGACACUGGACCCCCACGCCACCGCGGAGAAAUACCUCUUCAAGCAACUCCUCAAGACGAAACGCAUCGCCGAGUCGCCGCUCUUCAUCCAAUUCAAAGACAAGAAGAAGUUAUCCGCGGAGGGACCGAAAAGUACGGCCGAAGCGAACGUCACGGCACGGUUGUAUAAGUCUACGCCAGUGAAGAAUGUGUUUCCGGGGAUUAUGGAGGGGAUACGCAAGUUAUUGGGCAUUGAGGAUAAGCCUGCGGAUGCGAAGAAGAAGAAGGAUGAAAAGAAAUCCUCCAAGGAAGAGAAGAGCAGCAGCAAGAAGAAGGCCGAUGCCGACACAGCUCGGACAAGCGCAUCUGCCUCGCCAAGCGGCGACGAAGACAUCAACAUGGACGACGCCGGCUCCGACGCAGAAAGCAUCGACUACGCACAAUUCGACGCGCGCCUGGCGCCCGAUUCCGGCGACGAGAACGAAGACGGAUCCGAAGGCGACGAAGAUCUCGAUCCGAACGAGAUCAGCGACGUAGAAGAAGAAGAGGAGGAGGAGGAGGAGGAAGAAGAAGAAUCAGACAACGAAGACCAAGAAAUCCCCUCUAACAUGUCCAUUUCCCGCUCCCCCUCCCCUUCCUCCCCACCCAGCAAAAAGCCUAAAGCAACCAGCAAAGCCUCCUCCACGCCCGCGACCAGCACGACCUUCCUCCCCUCACUCACAAUGGGCGGAUACUGGUCCGGGUCCGAAGAUGAGGCAGAAGACGGCGCGGCAGCGAACGAGCCCCCACGACGCAAGAACCGCAUGGGUCAGCAGGCACGUCGGGCGCUGUGGGAGAAGAAGUACGGAGCCGGAGCGAAUCAUGUUAAGCAGGAGAAGAAUAAGCGGAAGGGAGGGGGACGUGAUAGUGGGUGGGAUGUGAGGCGGGGUGCGACUGAUGGGAGUGAGCGGUGGGGACGCGGUGGACAGCAUGGUAAUAGAGGGAGACCGCAGCAGCAACACCAGCAGUUUGGACGGCCGCAGCGUGGUGGACCGCCAGCGAAGAAGCCCGAAGAUAACAAGCCGUUGCAUCCGUCGUGGGAGGCGGCCAGGAAGGCGAAGGAGCAGAAGGCCACUGCUGCUUUCCAGGGUAAGAAGGUUACGUUUGAUUAG
Messenger RNA from Aspergillus luchuensis, 1380 nucleotides. Its product is annotated as BUD22 family protein. NCBI's taxonomy places the organism in Eukaryota, Fungi, Ascomycota, Eurotiomycetes, Eurotiales, Aspergillaceae. The coding region runs from base 1 to 1380 and encodes 459 amino acids. Gene Ontology annotation, biological process: maturation of SSU-rRNA. Gene Ontology annotation, cellular component: nucleus; 90S preribosome. The transcript is spliced from 2 exons. The record is from RefSeq and is a predicted model, not a curated record.